This is a messenger RNA of Pseudomyrmex gracilis, 1768 nucleotides long. RefSeq names its product coatomer subunit delta (gene deltaCOP). Bases 137 to 1684 code for a protein of 515 amino acids. The record is from RefSeq and is a predicted model, not a curated record. Lineage: Eukaryota; Metazoa; Arthropoda; Insecta; Hymenoptera; Formicidae. The transcript has 8 exons. Gene Ontology annotation, cellular component: cytosol; COPI vesicle coat. Gene Ontology annotation, biological process: endoplasmic reticulum to Golgi vesicle-mediated transport; Golgi localization; retrograde vesicle-mediated transport, Golgi to endoplasmic reticulum.
UGGCACACGUCAGCACGAGUGCGCCAUCUGCUCUCUUUCAUCGUGUAUUUGUAUAUGUGAUGUGGAGAGUUUAGAGUGAAAAAAAAUAUUAUAUUUCGAUUAAUCACGAGUUACACGGUGUUUCGGGAUCGGCAGAAUGGUACUCAUUGCCGCUGCAGUAUGCACCAAAGCCGGAAAAACUAUACUUUCUCGACAGUUUGUCGAGAUGACAAAGGCAAGAAUAGAAGGCCUACUUGCUGCCUUUCCAAAACUGAUGAGCUCGGGCAAACAACACACAUUUGUAGAAACCGAAUCUGUCAGAUAUGUUUAUCAGCCACUUGAAAAAGUAUAUAUGUUGCUUAUUACAACUAAGGCCAGUAAUAUAUUGGAAGAUUUGGAAACUUUGAGGCUGUUUGCAAGAGUUAUUCCCGAAUUUUGCAACUCAGUGGAUGAAUAUGAAAUAUCGGAGAAUGCGUUUAAUUUGAUAUUUGCGUUUGAUGAGAUAGUCGCGUUAGGUUACAGAGAGAAUGUUAAUUUAGCACAAAUCAGAACUUUUGUGCAAAUGGAUUCACAUGAAGAGAAGGUUUAUCAAGCAGUCAGAAUGACGCAGGAACGUGAGGCUAAGAACAAAAUGCGCGAAAAAGCCAAGGAAUUGCAGAAACAAAGGAUGAUGGAAGCUAACAAAAAGGGUGGCAUUAAAAGUCCCGGAUUUAGUGGUGGAUAUGGCAGCGGUAGCACUCCAGCCACUCCAACUGUUGGUGAUACAGCCAACUUUGUGCCUGAACCAAUUAGACCUUCUUAUAAGCCUAAACAAAAACCAAUCAAUGCCGGACCAGGUGCAAUGAAAUUAGGUGGUAAGUCUCGCGAUGUAGAUUCUUUUGUUGAUCAAUUGAAGGAAGAGGGAGAAAAUGUUGUGUCAGGACCAAUCGCCACUUCUGGAACAAAAUUACCGCCAAUCACUCCUCAAAUAAUGAACACAGAAAUGAUUCACCUGAGACAAGAAGAGAGACUAAACGUACGUGUCGGUCGAGACGGAGGUUUGCAAAAUUUCGAGCUGCAUGGCUUAGUAACUUUACACAUCUCCGAUGAGAAAUGGGGUCGUAUUCGUGUACAGAUUGAAAAUAGAGACACGAGAGGCAUUCAGUUACAAACACAUCCAAACGUAGACAAAGAAUUGUUCAGAGCGCACGGACAAAUAGGUUUGAAAGUCCCUGCGAAACCAUUCCCAUUGAAUACCGAUGUUGGCGUGCUGAAAUGGCGUUUCCAAGCUCAGGAUGAAACAGCGUUACCAAUUUCAAUAAACUGUUGGCCUUCUGAAAACGGAGAAGGGGGCUGCGACGUGAGUAUCGAAUACGAGUUGAAGCAGGCCGAUCUCGAAUUAAAUGACGUUCAAAUAAACAUUCCCUUGCCUAUCGGUUGCAAUCCUGUCGUGAGUGAAUGUGAUGGGCAAUAUACGCACGAAGCGCGACGAAACACACUAGCCUGGUCCUUACCGGUGAUCGAUGCGUCAACAAAAUCCGGUUCGAUGGAAUUUUCAGCCCCUUCUUCUACACCUGCAGAUUUUUUCCCACUUCACAUUUCGUUUACGUCCAAAACGCCGUAUGCCAAGAUUAAGAUUAGCGAAGUUUUGCUCGUAGAAGACAACAGCCCAGUUAAGUAUUCAGUAGAAAGUGUAUUCUUUACCGAUAAUUAUGAAGUUGUAUAAGAUACAAUAAAUAGACAAAGUAUUUACGCAUAUAAAAAUGUGGAAAUAGACACAGGGAGGCAUAACGUUACGAUCAAACAUUCA